This is a messenger RNA of Lactuca sativa (garden lettuce), 3584 nucleotides long. RefSeq names its product receptor-like protein EIX2. Gene Ontology annotation, molecular function: protein binding. Lineage: Eukaryota; Viridiplantae; Streptophyta; Magnoliopsida; Asterales; Asteraceae. The record is from RefSeq and is a predicted model, not a curated record.
AUGAAGACUCUCACACGUGUUGCUGUUUCUUCUUCUUCAAUUUGCCUUUGGCUUCUCUUCGCUUCAUCAUCACUUUAUUCCUCGUGUUUCUGUAAUCAGAACUCACAUCAAAUACAAUGUAUUGCCACCGAACGAUCCGUGCUUAUCCAGUUCAAGAACAACCUCGUCGACCGUGCCAACCGCCUCUCUUCUUGGUCCGGCGACGACUGUUGCAGUUGGUCCGGUGUAGUCUGCGAUAACUCCACCCACCACGUCCAGGAGCUUCGUCUCCGUGGACCUGACGAUGGAAUUCAUGGCCAUUGUCAUGGAACAUACGACACAGACGAAGAACUCGAAGAAGCAAAAAAACUAAUGUUAGGAGGAAUCAUAAGUCCUUCUUUGAUAAAGUUAGAACAACUCCGGUACCUUGACUUGAGUUGCAACGACUUUGGAAUCACCCCGAUUCCAGCAUUCAUCGGCUCUCUUCAAAAUCUGAGAUAUCUUAACAUCUCUAGGUCGCAAUUUACGAGGGAAAUUCCUCAUCAACUCGGGAAUCUAUCUGACUUGCUUGUUCUAGAUCUUCAUGACGAUCCUGUACUCGGUAAUCUUCAAUCAGCAAGUUUAAAAUGGAUAGAGAAUUUGAAGCGCUUGCAGUACCUGGAUAUGAGUGGCAUCAACCUCGCCGAAGCUUCAGAUCACUGGCUUCAGGCGAUCAACACUCCUUCUUUGAAAGAAGUGCACUUUUCUUCAUGUGGCUUAACUCAAAUUCCUAGUGAACCAACCAGAGUUAGUUUUACUUCCAUUAACGUCUUAGAUCUUUCGUAUAACAUCUUCAACGGUUUGUUGCCUGGGUGGGUUUUCAGUCUUCAUGAUUUAGUUUCUUUAGAUCUUACCAAUGGCUUUAUUGGUGGUCUAAAUCCCGGAACUCGUGGUGGUUUCGAUAGCACGCCUUCUUUGACGAGUCUUCGUGUUUCCGGUAACACUUUUGUUAAUUCUUCUUCCAUACUAAACAGCUUGUAUAGCUUAAGUAAUCUCCGUAUUCUUGAUGUUAGUAACUGCAAUAUUACUGAACCCAUUCUUGGCAACCUUCAAAACCUGUCUUUCAUCGUUCAUCUUGAUUUAUCAAACAAUCAAAUCGGUGAGGUGAUACCCAAAUCUUUAAGUAAUCUUUGCAACAUGACUACCCUUGAUCUUCAGUCUAACAAUUUUUCCGGAGAUGUGACUGAGCUUCUUGAAAGAUUUUGUGAAUGUGAGUCGCCUAAACUGGAACUGUUUGCCUUGCGUGGCAAUUAUGUCACUGGUCGACUACCAGAAAAACUAGGAAGAUUGAAGAAUCUGGGCAGCAUUGAUAUCGCAUACAAUAAGUUAACAGGAAUUCUUCCACGUUCCUUAGGAAGUUUGUCGCUCUUGAAAACGUUACAGCUUAAUAUAAAUCAACUCGAGGGUUCGAUCCCAGAUUCAGUUGGUGAUCUAUCAUCAUUGAAUUUUUUGGAUCUUUCGUUUAACAAAUUGAAUGGAAGUCUUCCUCAGAGUAUUGGAAAACUUGGGAAACUUACUUUUCUAACACUUCAUCACAAUUCGUUAACAGGUAUUGUGACGGAAAACCAUUUCGCCAAUCUAACAGCCUUGACAACUUUGUGGGUUGGGGAUAAUAAGUUAUCGUUUGACCUGGUCAACAACUGGAUUCCACCUUUCCAACUCAAUGUGCUGCGAAUCGGUUCUUGCAGUUUAGGCCCACUUUUUCCUUCGUGGGUUCAAUCGCAAACAAGCUUGGCAGAGUUGGAUUUAGCAAACGCAAACAUAUCAGACACCAUGCCAAAUUGGAUCUCGACUAGCUUCUCUUCUGUAACGUACUUCAACAUAUCCCAUAAUAACAUUAUGGGAAAAUUGGGAGAUGUUAGUUUUCUUACAGCAGCAGCAAUACUAGAUCUAAGUUCCAACCAUUUCCAUGGCGAAUUACCUCGUGAUUUCAAUAAACCUGACUUGGGUUUCCUAGAUCUUUCAUACAAUAAUCUUUCUGGGUCUCUAGAUCAGUUCUUGUGUGAUGGUAUUCAAGAAUCGCGACAGUUAAGUGUUCUUAAUUUAGCGAACAAUAACAUGUCAGGUGGUCUCCCGGAUUGUUGGAUGAAUUGGGAAUAUUUAGUAUUCUUGAACCUAGAGAAAAACAAGUUAUCUGGUAAAAUCCCUUCAUCUUUAGGAAACAUAACUUCGUUGCAAUCAGUAGACAUACGAAAUAACAAGUUGUCAGGUGAAAUACCGAUGUCUUUAUUGAAUUCCAAAAGCUUGUUGAUUGUUGAGCUUGCUGAAAAUGAACUCACGGGAAGAAUACCGACAUCAAUUGGAAGAGAUGAUACAAGUUUAAAAAUUCUUAGUCUUCGUUCCAACAAGUUAGAGGGUGAAAUCCCGAAUGAAUUAUGUCAUCUCAGUUCUAUACAAAUCUUGGAUCUUGCUGACAACAGUCUUUCUGGGUAUCUCCCGAAAUGCUUCACAAACUUCAGCGUCAUUUCUGGAAAAGAAACCUCCAGUCCGAUUGUUCCUUACGAUGUUCUUUUCCAGAAUCAAGUUCUUGGCAGUGCGUCAUUGGUGACAAAGGGAAGAGUUUUUUCAUAUAGCACCAUUCUUUAUCUGGUGACAACAUUAGACCUUUCAGAUAACAAUUUUUCUGGGUCGAUUCCUGAUGAAGUUAUGGAACUUUCCGGCUUACGUUACCUGAAUCUUUCACAUAAUAAGUUAACAGGGAGAAUUCCUGAUAGGAUCAGUGAAAUGGCGCCGCUUGAAUCUUUAGAUUUGUCUGUGAACCAUCUUGAUGGUAGAAUUCCGUCGAGCUUGUCGCGGUUAAGAGCACUGAAUUCAUUCAAUGUAUCCUACAACAAUCUUACAGGAAGAAUCCCAACAGGCUCCCAGUUUCAAACCUUCAAUGAUGAAUCAAGUUUCAUUGGAAAUGCACUUUGUGGAGCUCCUCUUGCAGCUUGUCAACCAAAUAGUGACAACGAUACCAAUAUAUCUAAAGAUGGUGAUGAUGAUGAUGAAUCUGAUGGAAUCGAUUGGAUCCUAGUGAUAUUUACAACCAUUGGAUUGAUUGUUGGUUUUUGGAUCAUGAUUGGUCCGUUGCUUGUCAGCAAACGAUGGAGAGAAGCAUAUUAUCAUUUUCUAGACAAAAUGAGGAUCAAGCUUCCAGAUUUCAUUCUUCUAGUAUUCCCCUGUUUGAAAAUGCGUGAGCCAUUUCAUGAAACUCGCAGCUCAAUCGACCAAGACCAACGAUUUGAUUUAUCCCAAUACAUCUUUGAUGAGCGUGAUGGUUUUAAACAUCAUACAUCAUCUUACGAAGCUAGCAGCUCGACUCAACCACCUCAUCAACCUGAUUCAUUGUAAUUCAUUGAUGAUUAAUCAACAAGAAUGCCACAAUUGCAAGAAAAAUAGUUGCUGACCUUCGACAUUUUGGUGGUAGUACGUAGUCAUGCAACUUGGUAUUGAUAUGGUUCCUCAUGCAUUGUCGUUUCCAGUUGAGCUAGUUAUGUAUAAUUAUAAUAGGUCCGGUUUAGCAUAUACAUUUUGUCAAUCCAUGUUAUCUUAGAUAAAAUAAAUAUAGAAUUGUGUUUUCCAUA